UCACUUCUUACAUGCACACACACGGGCAGGUAGUGCACACGGGUCCUGGAGUGCGUGCACACAUACACACACAGUUAUACACUCACUUCUCAAAGCCACAGUGAGUGACCCCUUGCAUUUGGCCAGGCCCACCAGCCCUCUGUCUGUCCGACCUGAAGAACCAGACCAGUUGGGAAAGGAGUAGAAAGAGUAGGAUGAUGGCAAUGCAGAAGUUGGUGUGGGGACUUCUGGUCCUGUAUGUGGCAGCUGCCCCUCCCCCCAAAUACGCCCGGCAAGCUGAACAAGACAACUAUGAUGUGGAUUUGGACAACCAGGAUGUCUUCGACUAUUUCAAUGGAGUUGAUGAACCACAGAUUGAGGUUGGCACCUUGGGCCCUGAUGAGGACAUUGACCCUUCGUACGAUGCCUCUCUGGAGGAGGAAGAACAGCAGGUGGAGGUGAUAUAUAAAGAAGGACGGGAGGAACGGAGAACAGCUGAAGGGAGAAAGGACAAGGAAUUGCCAAUAACACCUCAGCUUUUUCCAUCAGGCUCUGGGGAGUCAGGGACCCUAAUGGGCCCUAAUGCCCAGGGAGAGGAGGAGCUUCGUCUGACGCCCAUUGACACCCUUCAGAUUUCUGGGGACAUGUUGAGUUCUGGUGACAUGUGUUCUGGAGUUUCUGGGGCUUCUGGAGACUUGCUCAGUGCUUCUGGUUCCAUAGGUUCUGGGGCCUCUGGUGACAUUUCAGGCUCUGAUGACCAUGGUUCUGAAGUCUCUGGGCAUUCUGGUUUAGAAUUAACAUUGUUUUCAGGUGGAGAGGAGCUCCACCUGACGCCUGAAACCAUUCCACAAAUGGCCAGACAAGGGGUUCGGGGGAUUUUUUAUGGGCCUGAUCUAGAGACCUUUGGGGUGCCUGAUAUCUCUGGGGAGUCUGGGGCCUCCGGGAUACCUGAGAUGUCUGGAGUGUCUGGGGCCUCCGGGAUACCUGAGGUGUCUGGAGUGUCUGGGGCCUCCGGGAUACCUGAGAUGUCUGGAGUGUCUGGGGCCUCCGGGAUACCUGAGAUGUCUGGAGUGUCUGGGGCCUCCGGGAUACCUGAGAUGUCUGGAGAGUCUGGGGCCUCUGGGGUACCUGGGGUGUCUGGGGUAUCUGGAGAGUCUGGGGCAUCUGGGUUACCUGAGGCGUCUGGAGAUUCUGGGGUACCUAAGGUGUCUGGGGCCUCUGGGCUGCCUGAUGUCUCUGGGGCCUCUGGGCUGCCUGAUGUCUCUGGAGAGUCUGGGGCUUCUGGGGUUUCUGGAGAGCCUGGGACCACUGGGGUACCUGAGAUCUCCGGAGAGCAUAUACCCUUUGAGUUUUCUGGAGACAAUGAGACCCAUGAGGAAUCCAGAGAGUUUGUGGACCCAGAGGUUUCUUUGGAGUCUGGAGAGUCUGGGAGCUUAGAGCAGUUUCCGGUGAUCGAGGUCCCAGAGGUCACCACUGAAAUAUUAAUUCCUGACCUAGAGGAAGAGGAGGAGAUACUCAUAACUACCCUGGCCACUCCCCAGGAGGGGACUGGGGGUGAAAUUGGGUCAGGGGUACCUGAUAUUGACACAUAUACACCAGGUAUGGCUACAUGUGUGCUGUGUACCUGUCUGGUGGGAUCUGUAUACUGUGAUAACCUGAUGUUGGACCGUGUUCCUCCUCUCCCCAAAGAAACCACUCAUUUCUAUGCCCGCUUCAAUAAAAUCUCCAGGAUUAGCAAGUCUGACUUUGCCAACCUAAAUAAACUAAAGAGAAUCGAUCUGACUAGCAAUGGCAUAUCCCGGAUUGAUGACGAUGCUUUCUUUGGCCUUCCCGCUUUGGAGGACUUGAUACUACGGGAGAACAGUAUCAGACAAUUGCCCGCUCUGCCACCCCAAAUGACCCUUAUUGAUACCUCUCACAACCAGCUGGGCAGCACUGGCAUCCAGAGAGAGGCUUUCAAGGAUAUGCCCGGGCUACUUUACCUCUACUUGACGGACAACUACAUAGACCAUGUCCCUGUUCCUUUGCCUGACAGUCUGCGCUCCCUGCACCUACAGAAUAACAAUGUCCAGAUGAUACACGAAGACACUUUCUGCAAUCCGCAUGAUUUAAAUUACAUCCGCAGUGCUCUGGAGGAUAUUCGCCUGGACGGUAAUCCCAUCAACCUCAGCAGAACCCCACAAGCCUACAUAUGUUUGCCACGUAUCCCCAUUGGUGCUCUUAUUUAA
Messenger RNA from Xyrauchen texanus (razorback sucker), 2207 nucleotides. It is a transcript of the gene epyc, whose product is annotated as epiphycan. The transcript is spliced from 10 exons. The record is from RefSeq and is a predicted model, not a curated record. Gene Ontology annotation, molecular function: protein binding. Lineage: Eukaryota; Metazoa; Chordata; Actinopteri; Cypriniformes; Catostomidae. The coding region runs from base 195 to 2207 and encodes 670 amino acids.